Geodia barretti is the source of this 492-nucleotide messenger RNA. The record is from the annotation of a GenBank genome assembly. Lineage: Eukaryota; Metazoa; Porifera; Demospongiae; Tetractinellida; Geodiidae.
UCACCGCUGGCAGGAUUAAACAACCUGACACUUCUAAGCCUUGACUACAACCCCAUAUCCGACAUCUCGGCGUUGUCGGGGUUAAUCAACCUGAUAUGGCUGAGCCUUCUAGGCAACUCCAUCUCGGACCUCUCACCUCUAGUUGCAAAUACGGGAUUGGGACAAGGAGACGCGAUUAUUGUAAAUGGAAAUCCCCUCAACAACGCCUCCAUCAACACCCACAUUCCCGCACUCCAACGCAGAGGGGUGAGGGUAGACUUUGACGACCCCUUUGACAAACCGGUGGAUAUCCCCGACUCCAACCUCCGCACUGCGAUUGAGAAGGCUCUCCGCAAGGCGUCAGGUGUCACCAUCACCACGGAGGAUAUGAAGCAUUUGCCCCAACUUAUCGCCCCUAACGCCAGCAUCACCGAUUUGACCGGGCUUGAAGGCGCAACCAACCUGACACUACUGGAACUUGGGAACAACUUCAUAUCCGACCUCUCACCUCUG